UAGCCAGACAGUCAACAAAAUGCUUCCCGUCUGUUUGUCUAGACAAAAAGAAGACACAAGAAUCUCCAAUAAUUAACCAAAUGGAGCGACCAAGGUAAUAGAAAUAAUGGGAAGUUAUAAUCCACAAAAAUAGUUCUGCCAGUCACCAUGGCAACCGACAACAACUCUGAGAGCUUCACAGCUGAACAGUUGUCUGUAAUCGCUGAUUACGAGAAGACUGGACCCGAGAAUGUUCAGGAGCAUUACGACAUGCUGUUAGAUCUAGAUAGUGCCAUCCCUCAGUUGCUGUCUUCAACGGCGUCUGGGAUCGCACUCCAGAAGCACCGACGUAAGAGCAGUCGUCCAGUCCAGUACCGACCAGGAGAAAGUCUCAGCUCUUCAAGAGCCCCUCAGAGAACAGAACUCACCAAUGACUCGUCAUUGUUUGAAUCUGUCCUCCCUGAUUAUUCAAAUACAUCAAACCUCAAUGGCAUUUCAGCUGAGUAUCAGGUAGAGGAGGGUCAGCCAUCAGAUGGGGUCAUGGAAUCCAUCCAAGCAGCCUUCGACCUCCGUGGGAUUGAAGACAUCAAUCAACGGAUCACUAGUCAGCUGCAGAAGGCAACCGAAGUCGCAGAUGGUGACCACCAACCAUGCCCUUUCUGCUCCUACGUCUUCAGCAGUGUUGUUUUCCUCGUCAGGCAUCUGAAGUACCGACAUGGAAUCAAUCUUGAGAUGCAGGUCAGCGUGCCUCAGGAUCCUUCCAGCGUGCCCCUAGAAUCUUCCUUAGAUCAGAGCAACUCAGCUCAGUCUCAAGGAUCAUCAGACUCUCCGGACGCUAGAGUGGUGGGUUCAAAAUCACCCAAAGCCAAAGAACAGAAUGUUCAUGAUGCCAAACAGACAAUUGACCCAGACCAAGUAGACCAGCUUCCAGAAGAAUAUUCAGAUAAAAUAUCGCCUGUUGAUAAGGAAGAGCUCAAAAAAGGUCACAAACUCUCAACCGAAAUGAUGAAUCAGGAUCAGUUUGCAGGGCCUGGAGGUUUGUUGAAUCAAGUAACAGAGCAGCCUGUGAAACCGAUUCUCGUCUGCAACCAGUGCACAAGGGCCUUCUUAACAGAAGAUGACCUAGAGAAGCAUCAACAGAUUCACAACAUCGAGAAAAGCUUCCAAUGCCAACACUGCGAAAAGCUCUUCCAAAAUUCAAGCAGCUUGAAGAAACACACCAAGCUGCACACAGACGGGAAAGUCUACACCUGCGAGGUUUGUGACAAGUCCUUCGCAGCUACUGCUUACUUAAAAACCCACAUGAGGCUCCACACCAAACAGAAACCAUUCAUCUGCAAACACUGCGGGAAAGCGUUCGCCGCAAGCGGGACACUGAUAAGCCAUGAGAGAAUCCACAUCAAUGAUAAACCAUACGGCUGCGAGUUUUGCGGGAAGCGCUUUCGCCAGGGUAGCCAUCUCAACAGACAUAAGAUCAUCCACACAAACAUGAAGCCACAUAUAUGCAGGAAGUGCGAUCGGGCAUUCGCAGAUGUCGCCAAUCUCCGUCGGCAUGAGCGUAUCCACAACCAGGACAACCCGAAUGUUUGCGGAGAAUGUGGGAAAACCUUCAUUAACCUGAGUAGCUUGAAGAAACACGAGCGGCUCCACACCAACGAGAAGCCGUACAUCUGCAGACAUUGCAGUAAACCCUUCGCCUCUAGCGGGAAUCUAAUCAGCCAUGAACGUACUCACACCAACGAGCGACCUUACAUCUGCAAGGAGUGCGGGAAGGCCUUCACUCAGAGCAGCCACCUGAAAGCUCAUCUAGGAACCCACUCGACAGACACUCUCUACGUCUGCAAGCACUGCGGUAGAGGCUUCACCCAGCGAAGUACCCUCUGCGUUCAUGAAAGAAUCCACCUGAACAAGAAGCCUUACAUCUGUAAGUUCUGCACCCGUGCCUUCACUCAGAGCAGCACCUUAAAGGCACACAUCAGGACCCACACCAAAGAGAGAGCUCACAUUUGUAAAGUCUGUGGCAAGGCCUUCUCAGCCAGAGGAAACCUUAAGAGCCAUGAACUUAUCCACACAAAUGAGAAGCCAUUCAAGUGCAAGGCUUGCCCGAAGGCUUUCAAGCAGGGGAGCACCUUAAGAGCCCAUGAACGGACCCACACAAAGGAAAGACCUUACGUCUGUCGAGAGUGCGGGAAGGCUUUUGCAGACGGUAGCAACCUGAAGGCUCAUUUGAUACGAAUUCACAACAGAGAUGCUUCCCUAAGUCUGUCAAUGCUAUACGGUGCUGAGAACCUGGACACUUUGAUAGCGGAGUCUGGAAAUGAAACUCUACCUCCAGAUGAAGAAGGGUCACCUGUCACUGAGAAUCUUGGAACCCAGGAGCAAUGCUUAGAGUCACCUGUUGGAAUCACGAUAAAGAAAACAAAGAAGGGGUUAGCAUCAGCUUUAAGAACUAACGUACAAAUUCCUCAAAGGAAUCAUGAGAGCCAUGAAAUGACUAAACAAAAUCUCUCCUUGCCAAUCGAUAAAGCGCAAACUAUUCUUAGUCUUGAGAAAUCAUUAAUAGGAAACUCAGAUAAUAAUAUGGAACAAUUAUCAGAGAGUGAACAAGACCACUUAUCGUUUAACCAAAGAAACCAUGAUCAGGAGCAACUUCAUUCUGUUAGUAGUGACUCAGAUCUUUCAGAGCAACAGGACAAACCAAAGGAGUUUGCUCAGCAGAAUUUGAGCUCAUCAGCUUUAUGAAAUUGUACCCAGGUUUAAAGGCACUGGACA
This is a messenger RNA of Asterias rubens (European starfish), 2751 nucleotides long. RefSeq names its product zinc finger protein 85-like. Gene Ontology annotation, biological process: regulation of transcription by RNA polymerase II. Gene Ontology annotation, molecular function: RNA polymerase II cis-regulatory region sequence-specific DNA binding; DNA-binding transcription factor activity, RNA polymerase II-specific. The record is from RefSeq and is a predicted model, not a curated record. NCBI's taxonomy places the organism in Eukaryota, Metazoa, Echinodermata, Asteroidea, Forcipulatida, Asteriidae. Gene Ontology annotation, cellular component: nucleus. The coding region runs from base 148 to 2721 and encodes 857 amino acids. The transcript is spliced from 6 exons.